AUUAUUAAUUUUACCUAGUAAUGGUUACGGCAUACAAACCCCGGGAGAUGGUAAGAGUUUUUUUUACUGAUAAGCAUAUCUCAUGUAAAUACCGACAAACACAACAAUCUGUGAUUCCCGUGCUUUUGAUUAUUCACAUAUCGCAUUUUAUUAAGUGUAAAUUAGAUUUUUUAUGUUUUAUCUAUGAGUCCAGUAAAUAUUAAUUGAUAACCAUCGUUUGAAGUGAAAUUUAAAAAUACAUAGAAAGUGAGAUGUUGGUACUGGAAAAUUGUAACUCUGACUCUUUGAUGGUUGAUAUAAUAUAGUUAGAAUCAAAGUAUAUUUUGUAAUAAUUGAGAUUUCGUAUUUUGUGAGGAUUUUUGUUCAAACAGUUUAAAUUUGAUAAUUAAAUUUUGAAAGAAAGAUGUAUUAAUAUAUAUUAAAAAAUAAAUUUACAAUAUUUAUUUAGUUUUUAUUUAGGUAAAUAUGGGUGAUUUAGAUGUUUUAACUCCACUUAUAAAUAGUCAAGAACCUUCUUGUAGUCAAGGAUUUUCAGUUAUUGAUAGUUCUAAUGCAUGGGGACGACUAUAUCCAGAGAAUGAAUCAUUAAAAAUUGUAGAUUUAGUAAAAGAUAUUUAUAAAGUUGGUCGACAAGCUCAUGAUGUUGAUUGUCAAUUUACAAAGAAAUGUUUUAGUACUAAAAUUAUGAAUCAUAUUAGUAAAAUCCAUUUUGUUAUUACUCGAGAGAAGUUAGAUAAUAAAGGAUUUAUAGUUUUUAUUACUGAUACAAGUUCCAAUGGUACUUACUUAAAUGGUGAAUUAAUUGGAAAGAAUUGUCGAUGGGUUCUAUCUAAUAAUGAUAAAAUUGCAGUUAUAUCAAAAAGUAACAAAGUUUACACUUUUACAAAUAAUAAUUUAGACAACCCAAAUUUCCCAAUGGAAGUUAGAUCACAAUUAGCAGUUUAUGGAAUUUUAGGCACAGGGACUUUUGGAGAAGUCCGUCUUGCUUUUGGAAAAAAAACAUCAGAAUGUUUCGCAUUGAAGAAGAUUAAACGUGAAAGUUACAUGGCAUUUCGAGAACAUACCAUUUUAUCUAGUUUAUCCCAUCCAAAUAUUGUUAAAAUGGAUAAUUUUAUUGAUGCAAAUGAUGCCAUAUAUAUAUGUUUAGAAUAUAUGCCUGGAGGGUCUUUACAAGAUUUGUUAAAACAAGUUAAUACACUUAAAGAAACUGAAACAAAAAUUAUUUUAUAUCAAGUGGCUAGAGCUGUUCAAUACUUGCAUAAUCGUUCAAUUGCUCAUAGAGAUCUCAAACCUGGUAAUAUAUUGCUUUCUUUAUGCAAUCCAUACUGUCAAGUGAAAUUAGCAGAUUUUGGAUUAUCAAAAAUUGUUACUGAGAAUACAUAUUUGAAAACAUUUUGCGGUUCUCUUGCUUACCUAGCACCUGAAGUUUUUGUUAACUAUAAGCGGUUCUCAAACAGAUUGUAUGCUUAUACAAAUAAAGUUGAUUCAUGGAGCUUUGGGAUUAUUUUAUAUGAAUGUUUAGCUGGCUAUAAACCUUUUAGUGGCAAUAAUUUGGAUGCAAAAAUACAGAAAGGGUCUUAUGACCUAUCUGUUUUAAAUGUUUCAAAUGGAGUGAAAGAUUUAGUAAAGAAAUUAAUUAUGGUUGAUUACACUAUCAGAUUUAAUUUUGAUCAAGUUUUGGAUCAUGCUUGGUUUGAUAAAGAUGUAUUAAUGAAACGUAAUGUGAGUGACCUCAUUGCUCAAUUUAGCACUAGUAUGAAAACAAGUAAUAAACAAAUAAAAGAAAAAGAAAAUUCAACUAAGAAAACUAGAUUUUGUCCUUGUUUAAUGCAUACAACCAGUUCUUGCUCAAUGUAAUAAAAACUAUAAGAUGAAUAGUUUAUUUUUAUAUAUUAUAUAUAUUAUUAAGGAUAUUUUGAUUAAAAUUUACUGUUACUUUGUUCCUAAGUCUGAGUUAUUUCGGUUAUUAAUUUAUUGUUUUGUUAAUUGUAUAUAUUCAUUGUUUUUGACUGAUAAGUAA
This is a messenger RNA of Daktulosphaira vitifoliae (grape phylloxera), 2020 nucleotides long. RefSeq names its product serine/threonine-protein kinase Chk2-like. Gene Ontology annotation, molecular function: ATP binding; protein serine/threonine kinase activity; protein binding. Gene Ontology annotation, cellular component: nucleus; cytoplasm. The record is from RefSeq and is a predicted model, not a curated record. The transcript has 9 exons. The coding region runs from base 466 to 1857 and encodes 463 amino acids. Gene Ontology annotation, biological process: protein phosphorylation; mitotic DNA damage checkpoint signaling. Lineage: Eukaryota; Metazoa; Arthropoda; Insecta; Hemiptera; Phylloxeridae.